This is a messenger RNA of Cornus florida, 2780 nucleotides long. Its product is annotated as putative serine/threonine-protein kinase-like protein CCR3. The transcript has a single exon. Lineage: Eukaryota; Viridiplantae; Streptophyta; Magnoliopsida; Cornales; Cornaceae. Gene Ontology annotation, biological process: protein phosphorylation. Gene Ontology annotation, molecular function: ATP binding; protein serine/threonine kinase activity. Bases 164 to 2560 code for a protein of 798 amino acids. The record is from RefSeq and is a predicted model, not a curated record.
UAUAUAGAUACAGAAAUAUAUGUAUGAUACAAUAUAUAUAUGCAUAGAGAGAGAGAGCUUGACAUUCUAGCUUCUUUCUCUCUCUACAGUUUCCGCCAAUGAAGGAGAGAGAAAAUCCUCUCCGCAGUUCUACCACCGUCGCCGUUGAUUCUCAUUCCAUUUGAUGACGAAGGUCAACCACGCCGUCGUCGUCGUCGUCGUCAUUUUCACUCUCGCUGCCGUUCUAUCGCCGCCAAUUUCAGUCCAUGGCCUCGGCGGCUCCGCCACCACCGUCGCGGUCACCUACGGCGGCGCCUCCAACGCCACCGUGUGCGUCAUCGUCGCCGAGCAGCAAACUCGGCGAAUCCAAUGCUGGCGAAACUUCCAAGUCAUCGACGUCGAGCCGAACAUCUCCUUCGAGUCCAUCGCCGGCGGCCGGGACUUCUUCUGCGGGCUGAGGUCAGGCGGCUUCAGCCUCCUCUGCUGGAACUCCACCUUCGGCGCCAAAAGAAUCUACUUCAACACCUCAAUUCUACUCCAAGAUCUCACAAUCGGCGACGGUCAAAUUUGCGCUCUGAGGAACGGUACUCGAAAUGUUAUAUGCUGGAGAGGCGAUACUUCGGCGGCUCAAUUGCCGAACAUGACCUAUCGAUUCCGGUCAAUUUCCUCUGGAUUAGGGUUUUCGUGUGGAGUUUUGAAUGAUACUAGCAGAGUCACUUGUUGGGGUAGUAACCAGAUUGCAUCUACAAUUGAAGAUCAGUUUUCAAAUGUAUCAAUGUUGAAUAUUGCAGUUGGAGGCAAUCAUGCUUGUGGAUUGAAUUCCACAGGGUUUAUAGUAUGUAAAGGACUCAAUAGCUCUGGUCAAUUAGAUGUUCCUUCAUCCAAUUCACCAUAUGAGUAUUCCGGGUUAGCUCUUGGGGCAAAUCAUAGCUGUGCCAUUCGGAGAUCGAAUCAUUCAGUGGUUUGUUGGGGCGGAGAGUUAGGGUUAGGGUUUUGGAGCAAUGUUUCAAAUAGGGUUUCAUUUGAAUCCAUUGUUGCAGGAUUGGAUUUCACUUGUGGAGUAACGACAAGCAAUUUAUCAAUAAUUUGUUGGGGGCAAGGUUGGGAUGUUGUUGAGCUUUCUUCAUUGGCAAAGGUUCUUCCAGGGCCAUGUGUUGAUGAGUCUACAUGUCAUUGCGGUAUAUAUCCUCUGUCUCAAACACUCUGUUCAAAUUCUGGUACUACUAUAUGUAGCCCUUGUGAUUUAUCAAUCCCAAUGCCACCAACUUCGCCACCACCACCACCAAUACCAUCACCAUCACCUUCCUCUUCACCAUCCUCUCCGUCCAGAGGUUUGAGAAAGGGUUUAUUAGCUUUCGCCAUCGUCGGAUCGAUUGGGGCUGUUUCGGGUAUUUGUACUAUAAUUUAUUGUUUGUGGACUGGUGUUUGUUGUGGGCACAAGAAAAUUCAUAAUUCAGUGCAACCCACUAUUACUGGCAACAAUUCUAACGGUGGCCAGACAUCCAAUAACAGUCCACCUUCAAGAUCAGCCACCAUUAGGCGCCAGAGCUCGAGAGCAAUGAGGCGCCAGAGGAGUGGAACCUCCUCGAAACAUGCAGACAGAGCAGAAGAAUUUACAUUCUCGGACCUCGUUGCAGCCACUGACAAUUUCUCACUAGAGAAUAAGAUUGGGGCAGGAAGCUUUGGUGUUGUGUACAAAGGCAAAUUAAUUGAUGGGAGAGAAGUUGCCAUUAAAAGGGGAGAAACAAGUCCCAAGAUGAAGAAGUUCCAAGAGAAAGAAAGUGCAUUUGAUUCAGAAUUGGUGUUUUUGUCCAGACUUCACCACAAACACUUGGUCAGGCUUGUUGGGUAUUGCGAGGAGAGGGAUGAGAGGCUGUUGGUGUACGAGUACAUGAAGAAUGGUGCACUAUAUAAUCAUUUGCAUGACAAGAACAAUGUGGAAAAGAGUAGCAGUCUAUUGAAUUCCUGGAAAAUGAGGAUCAAGAUUUCAUUGGAUGCAGCUCGAGGCAUCGAAUACCUCCACAAUUACGCAGUUCCACCUAUCAUCCAUCGCGACAUCAAGUCUUCUAACAUUCUGCUCGACGCGAAUUGGACUGCUAGAGUGUCUGAUUUUGGAUUGUCACUGAUGGGUCCUGAGUCAGACCGCGAUUAUAGACCAAUGAAGGCAGCAGGGACAGUUGGGUACAUUGAUCCAGAGUACUAUGGCCUAAAUGUGUUGACGGCAAAAAGUGAUGUCUAUGGCCUUGGAGUGGUAUUGCUUGAGCUUCUGACAGGAAAAAGAGCUAUAUUCAAGACCGGUGAUAAUGGGGGAGCACCAGUAAGUGUGGUGGACUAUGCGGUGCCAACAAUUAUGAUCGGAGAAUGGGUGAAGAUUUUGGACCCUAGGGUCGGGCCACCGGAACUAAACGAAGCAGAGGCAGUUGAGCUGGUGGCAUACACUGCAGCACAUUGUGUGAAUUUGGAGGGGAGAGACAGGCCAACCAUGGCUGACAUUGUUGCUAAUUUGGAGCGAGCAUUGAGUCUCUGUGAUGGUAGCCAUGGCAGCAUCUCUAGUGGUCCAAUUUCCAAUAUUUCAGAAUGAAAUUCAUAACCCAAAAAAAAAAAAAAAAUGGAAUUCAUUUAUUUUUCUUCUUGCUAUUAGCAAUUUUUUAGUUAAUUUAUGCGGGUAUACUUUUGGAAUGUAAAGAGUAGGGGUUUGAAACUUUGAUCUAACAUGAGCUGUAGGUAGGUUUUUGUUUACACUGACAACCAAAAGAUUACCGGAUUUAUUUUUUAAGGAGAAAAGACUACAUUUUUCUUUA